This is a messenger RNA of Megalops cyprinoides (Indo-Pacific tarpon), 4123 nucleotides long. RefSeq names its product bromodomain containing 2b (gene brd2b). Gene Ontology annotation, cellular component: chromatin; nucleus. The transcript has 12 exons. The record is from RefSeq and is a predicted model, not a curated record. Bases 1538 to 4036 code for a protein of 832 amino acids. Lineage: Eukaryota; Metazoa; Chordata; Actinopteri; Elopiformes; Megalopidae. Gene Ontology annotation, biological process: regulation of DNA-templated transcription; chromatin remodeling.
GGAAGAGGACCUUUUAAUUUGUUAUAUUUUGGAAUUCACAUCACAAUAAUGGAUAUUUAAUUUUAAAAUCAAGAAACUUAAAAGGUUUUAUGAAUGUUAUUUAAUAAUCAGUUUGGUAGAGGGAUAAAUGGUUAGUUUUUUGAGCGAAUGUGUAAUUUAUUCACUUUUGUUCACAUCUCGAUUAUUUAUUAUUGGUUAUAUAGUUCGUUCAUGUCUGGGUCAUGUUAGAAGGGCAGUUCUUAAAGACAAUACAGGGAAGGGGCGGGAUGUACGUUAGUUCAAACUAGCUUGUUUUAUGUAUUAAAUGUAGCCAGUUGCUUAUUUUUACGAUGGACUUUUUCACGGGUGGGUCGGUCGCUGAUAAUACUGUUAACUCGUUAAAUCGUUUAAGCAAAUCUCGAAUAGAGCAACUGACUUGGCUAGCUGUGUCGGUGAAAGACGUAAUUUGUCUGAGGCUUGUGAGGCCUAGGCAAGAAAAAAAAACGAGGGUCCGUCCGUAAAAAUACGCAUUUCUAGUGAAGUUAGGGCUAGUUGUUGUUCUUCCCUAAUUCAGACAGGAUUCGUUGGCUACAUCGCUUGCUUCAUUGCAUGCUUUGCUUCAAUUUAUAUUUUUGUUUGGCGAGGAAAGUGUGUCAUUCUCUGAUUGGUGUACUUUUUGUCGUGACGUUACAGCUAAUUUUACCCACCCUACAAGUAAACCAGUUAGCUUUAUUGGAAGAAGGUUAGCGCCAGUGAGUUUUUAAAAUUUAAAAUGUCUGGUGUGUGUUGGCUACGUUUAUCAAGGGUAGCAAGAUAGCUGGCAGUGCGUUCGUUGGGCGUUGAGAUUGAAUACUCAAGAUUGUAACGUUAUUACAGUAUUUAGAAGCUCGUUUUUGAGGGCAUAAUUUAGCUAAGUGUCUAAAUAUGCAUAAAAUGUAUCCGCAAAGAAUACGCCAUUUUAACUGAUGUGAUAUAAAUAGUGUUGCUGUUGGCGUCGGACAAUAUCGGAACGGGCAAGAAAGUUGACUCCGCAUAUGAGCGGCUGCACCAGCCAAUGACAUUUCCAGAACUUGUGCCCGCGCCAGGACCUCUAGGCCAAUCAGGACUUUAUUCUUGCAUAAUGACGUAACUUUGCUCGAAGAAAGAUCGUGGGCUUGAACUGAAAUGGGAGCGUCCCGUUUAGCAAAAAAAGACAUUCACUUUGGUCUUCUGUCAUAGGUGCAAUGAUGUUAUUGGCUCUUGACAACAUGUUUUUUUUGUUGGACAGACAACAGUAGUAUACCUAUGAUGAGUAAAAGGAAUUACCUAAGAGUGGCGUCAUACAAAGAGAGGUGUGGUUAGCUUGAUAGACUGUCUUGGUGUCCUAUGAAAAGUGGGGUCGGAAACACGUGAAGGGAAUUGCGUGUCUGAAAUUGUGCAGCUUAAAAAGAGUUGGGCGGAUAUAGAGCGGCGCCAUUUCACAGACGGGCUGAUCUAGAGGAAGAGUACAGGAACUGGCGGAGAGGGAAGGGAUACAGGGACUCGAAAAAGACUUUUAACAGAAUCCGGAUCCAUCCUUAUGGAGACGGCCAUAAACCCGCACCUUGACAGCAGCUGUCUGGGCGGGGGCGUGGGUGUGCCAGCUGGGAUGGACCAGGCCGCGUCCGGCCCAGGCAAGCGGAUUCGCAAGCCAUCACUGCUCUUCGAGGGGUUCGAGAGCCCGGCGCUGCCCCAUGCUGCACCCUCGGGGCCUCCCCCGCCGCCCCAGCCUCCAGUGAAGGACCCCAGUCGGCAGGGGCGGCUGACUAACCAGCUGCAAUUCUUGCAGAAGGCCAUGAACAAGGCCCUGUGGCGCCACCACUUCGCCUGGCCCUUCCACGAGCCCGUGGACGCUGUCAGGCUCAACCUGCCAGAUUAUCAUAAGAUCAUCAAGCAGCCAAUGGACAUGGGCACCAUCAAGAAACGGCUGGAGAACAACUACUACCGCAGCGCCAGCGAGUGCAUGCAGGACUUCAACACCAUGUUCACCAACUGCUACAUCUACAACAAGCCCACAGAUGACAUCGUGCUGAUGGCUCAGUCCCUGGAGAAGGUCUUUCUGCAGAAGGUGGCUCAGAUGCCCCAGGAGGAGAUCGAGUUGCCCCCACCUGCCCCGCGGGGAAAACCGGGCAAGCCGGCAAAAGGCCGUAAGGCAAAUGUGUCAGGGGGUAUAACAACCGCUCACCAAGUCCCAGCGGUGUCCCAAUCGGUGUACUCCCCUCCCACCCCUGAGACGCCGGAUUCGCUGCUCUCCACCCCUCCACAGACCCUGCUGGCCAAGAGCCUACCCUCCACCAACAUCAACGCCCCCACUCUGCUGGGGUUACCCCCAACACAGCCAACCGCCAAGAAAAAGGGGGUGAAGCGCAAGGCGGACACCACCACGCCCACCACCAUGGCCUUCCCGCUGACCCCGGGCGUCCGGAUGGGCGUGGGCGGCGGGGGCGACUCUCCGCUGACCCUCUCGUCCCUCGGGGUGGAGCCCAAGCCCGGGCUGGGCCUGGUGAGGGGCGGGGCGGGGGGCGCGGUCCUCCUGCAGCCCCUGCUGCCGGGGAAGGUGGCGGCGCGGCGGCGCGAGGGCGGCCGGCCCAUCAAGCCGCCGCGGAAGGACCUGCCCGACUCGCAGCAGCACCAGCCGUCGCGGCGGGGCAAGCUGAGCCAGCAGCUGCGCUACUGCAGCGGCGUGCUGAAGGAGCUGCUCUCCAAGAAGCACGCCGCCUACGCCUGGCCCUUCUACAAGCCCGUGGACGCCUCCGCCCUGGGCCUGCACGACUACCACGACAUCAUCAAGCACCCCAUGGACCUCAGCACCAUCAAGAGGAAAAUGGACAGUCGGGAGUACAGGGACUCACAGCAGUUUGCUGCUGACGUCAGGCUCAUGUUCUCCAACUGCUACAAGUACAACCCGCCAGACCAUGAUGUGGUGGCCAUGGCCCGCAAGCUGCAGGAUGUGUUUGAGUUCCGCUUUGCCAAGAUGCCGGAUGAGCCUGUAGAGGAGGCCCCUCCCAUGUCGUUGGGGGGUGGGAUGGGCAUGUCGGAGGUGCACUCCUCCUCCUCCUCUUCAUCCUCCUCCUCUUCCUCGGAGAGCGAGCCCAGCAGCGAGAGCGAGAGCGAGUCGGAGAGCAGCCCCAGCUCGGACAGCGAGGAGGAGCGGGCGCACCGGCUGGCGGAGCUGCAGGACCAGGUGUGUACACAGCUGAGGGCAGUGCAUGAGCAGCUAGCUGCCCUGUCUCAGGGCCCCAUCUCCAAACCCAAGAGGAGGAAGGAGAAGAAGGAGAAGAAGAAGAGACGGAAGCCGGAGAAACACAAGGGUGGUGGCCGUCGGGUGGCAAGCGACUACGGGGAGAGGCCGGCCAAGAUCCCCAAGACCAAGUCCAGCCGGGCCGCCCCCACGUCCACGCAGGGCAAGAAAGGGGCUGGCAAGAAGAGCAGCAAGAACAACAAGUCCCAGAAGAAGUCGCAGUCGUCGGCGCCGGCAGCGCCGCGCUUCAUCCCCGUGGCGCCCUCCUCCCUGCCCCCGCACUACGACUCGGAGGAGGAGGAGGAGGGGCGGCCCAUGUCGUACGACGAGAAGCGGCAGCUGAGCCUGGACAUCAACAAGCUGCCGGGCGAGAAGCUGGGCCGCGUGGUGCACAUCAUCCAGUCCCGCGAGCCCUCGCUGCGCGACUCCAACCCCGAGGAGAUCGAGAUCGACUUCGAGACGCUCAAGCCGUCCACGCUGCGCGAGCUGGAGCGCUACGUCAUGACCUGCCUGCGGAAGAAGCCCCGCAAGCCGUACGUGGUGAAGAAGGCAGGCAGUGGGAAGUCCCGGGAGGAGCUGGCCCUGGAGAAGAAGAGAGAGCUGGAGAGAAGGCUGCAGGACGUCAGUGGACAGCUCAACUCGGCCAAAAAACCUCAGAAGACCAAGGUGGAGAAGCCCAGCGGAGUGGAACCCCACGCUGUUGUAUCCCGCCUCAGCGCCAGCAGCUCCAGCUCGGACUCUUCCUCCUCCUCCUCUUCUUCAUCAUCCUCAGACACCAGCGACUCAGACUCUGGGUGAAGACUCGGCUAUGGAGGGGCCCCAGGGGAGAGAGAUGGAAGGACGGAGAGCUGUCCACACACUCAGUGACAGGGCCACAUCCCCAGC